Cinara cedri is the source of this 2124-nucleotide messenger RNA. The record is from the annotation of a GenBank genome assembly. NCBI's taxonomy places the organism in Eukaryota, Metazoa, Arthropoda, Insecta, Hemiptera, Aphididae.
AUGUGGAAAAGAAAUUUGUUGCCUAAAGGAGAUUCAAGUGAUAGAUAUUUAUUCUAAAAUUUAUAUAAAGUUAAUUGAUAAUGUUUAAUUAUAUUUUCGUCAUUUCAAUUGUUUAUUAAUGACUUAGUAUCCACUAUUGGGCGGAGAAAUAUCCGCUUAUAAUGGAGGAAGACCUUGUCCAGAAGGAAGAUCGGGAGAAGGACCCAAUUGAGCAAGAAGAGGAGGAGGAGGACAACAUUCACAAAAUUCACCAUCUGGAGUUGCUGGUUGUCCGUUACCGCAAAUUGAGGGCGUCUCCGUGAUUAGUUUUGGAAAACAGCCUGGUGAACAAGGCCAAUAUUCUUCCGAAUUUAUUGAAAGUACACACAAUAAUAAAACACAACAUAAGGGUAAUAUUACAGAAUUUUGAGACAUCGUUAAAUUAUUAGCUUCAUAAAAAUGAAUAGUCUAAAAUCACUGUCUGUUUGCCACUUAGAAAAUUAAUGAAUACGGUUGAGUUAAACAGUCGUCUGUCACCACUUUGUAUUACCGUUUAUUUUAAUGCUGUUUUUCACAGGUUUUAACUUUUAUAUAGUACUAAAAAACCACAAAUUAAUCGUUAUAAAUUAUGGUUUUGUUGAAGGUUUACAUAGAGAAGUAAGUAUUUAAUAUUUUACGAAACGUUGACAUUUUUUACCACAUGAACAAAUACAAUUAUGAGAGAUUUAUUUAUUACGAACAUCAACGGGAUACAGUAACUCAUAAUUUAUUAUCGCCGGCACUAUAAAAAGCAUUUAAUUUUGUGGACAUUGAUUUUAAAUUAUAAUUAUUUUAUUUAUAAUAUUUACGAAACACAUUAAUAGAAUAAUACAAAUUUAAUUUGUAUUUGUAUUUGUGANGUUAUACCAUCUCUGGUGUUUUAUAGGAGAACAUUUAUUAAAAAUUAUAUAACUAAACUAUGUAUUUCUAUAAAUAAAUUUUGAUUUCAAUAUUUUUGAUUUUCAUCUACCCGUUAACAAGAUAUUCCACGUUUCAGUAUAGGCCCCCAUGUGUUGUUGUCAACGGGUAAAUAGGUUGUUCUAUUUUUGAGCAGUUAAAAUAUAUUAUACGGAGUGUAACUAGACUAUUUGACAUAUCUACAUGUGUGUGGGCGACUGUUGCAGGUGAGAAUUUGGGAAGAUAGAGGAGAAAUUUAAUGUAUAUCUAAACGCGUAAAACAGUAACUGUUUCGUCCCUAAAAAUUACGAUAAUAUAUCAUAUGAGAACAUGGAAGAUUAGAAAGAUAUCCUAGGAUAAUGGAGUCGAGUGCAGUCACUGUUAUAGAUAAUUUAAUGUAUAUCUGAAAGCAAUGGUUAACUAUUGCUUAUGAAAAAAAGAUUUUGAGAGCAGUUCAGUUGAUAGCAAAGCUUUGUCAACUAUAUAUAUAUAUAUAUAUAAAUAUACAUGUCUUUUUUAGUAAAUUAAUUAAAUGGACUUUAUAUAUUUUCUCCCAUAAUAUUUGUUUUUUGUUGUACCGUUUUUGCUUGGUAUUAUAUGUAUUAAACUGUGAACCAAAUAUCUCCCGUUUUUCGAAGAAAAAACAUCACAGCAAGAAUUAUGUAUUUACUAAUAUAACAAUUGUGAUAGGUAAGUAUAAUUUUAGCUUAAAUGGAUUUUAGCAAAGAUAACUUUGACAUAAACUUACAAAAAAAAAAAAAAAAACAAUAGUUGUAUUAUAUAUUUGUAUAUGUUGAUAUAUUUUUAACCAAAUAGUAAAUAUUAUAAUAUCAAAUAGAUCAUAAAAAUAAAUACAUAUGUCUAAUCAUAUAUAAAUUAAAUAUACUACAUUUUAUAACAAUAAUAAUUAGUCGUAAAGUAUAAUAGCAUAACACAGUAAAUUUAUUGAUUUAGGAAUGUGUUUGUAAUCGUAUUCAAGAAAUGGAAAAGAAAUUCGUUGCCUAAAGGAGAUUCAAGUGAUAGAGAAUUAUUAUAGAAUUUAAAUAGAAUUAAUUGAUAUGUUUAAUUAGAUUUUCGUCAUUUCAAUCGUUUAUUAAUAACUUAGUAUCCACUAUUGGGCGGAGAAGAUUCCGCUUAGAAAGGAGGAGGAGGACAACAUUCACAAAAUUCACCAUCUGGAGUUGCUGGUUGUCCGUUACCGCAAAUUGA